Molecule: messenger RNA, 3189 nt
Organism: Corticium candelabrum
Lineage: Eukaryota; Metazoa; Porifera; Homoscleromorpha; Homosclerophorida; Plakinidae
Exons: 17
Coding region: 130-2904 (924 amino acids)
Molecular function (GO): protein binding
Source: RefSeq, a predicted model, not a curated record
AUUGUUGACAACUCACGUGCCACAAGCCACUUCACGCGAGUAGGAGGAGCUAUUUGCAAUACUGGUGGCUUCUUGUUUGCAGCUGGUCUGCAGCCGUUCGAAAAUACAAAACAAAGUGUUAGGCUACCGAUGGCAGAGAGCUCAGAGGAUCUGGAGAAACGAUGGCUCGCUCAGGCAACAUACCUUAGCGACUUUGCUCUAAUCAAUGCAAUCUACACCUCACCAGAGUGCAGCACGUUCGUAGCUCGCUGUCUGCUGCGCAACUUUCCCUGGCCCGAAAGAACAUAUCUGUUGAAGCUAGAAGCUGCAGGAUCCCAGGUACGAAACGAGGCCAAUCUGAGCGUGUUGCAGGAGGAGGCAAGCAUAUUUGUGGAUCUCGACACCGCACGCACUGCGAAGCUGCUAGCCCAAUUCGAGGACACAGUGGGGCAUUUCCUGAUGCCACACAGCGAAUGCAGUGGGCACAUUCGUACUGUCUGCUACGUCUGGCAGCAUCAUCUCUCAGUGAAAAGCAUUCGCUCACGCCUUCCAGUACCACUUCCCUGUUGCUUAGCAAUCAAAUGGACCAUUGAUACUCUAGAGGGUGUGAGUGCGUUGACGGGUAAAGGCGUACUGAACUUAUCUCUCAAGACAGAGAACGUUGGUGUCGACAGGAAUUGUCGACUGGUGAUCAGUCCGGCUGCCGUCGAAGAACGCCUGUUCUUGCAGCAUCGUGGGGAUCGGAUGGAUUUUGUUACGUCAGAGAACGAAGAAGCAGCAGCGCUUAACAGAAAGGUCAACCGUGCUGUAGCCGUAUUUUGCUCACAACUUAUAUGGGGCCACCGUCCAACCGUUGAGGGACGCGAAAAUAUGGCUGAUCGGAGGAGAAGAGGUCGUACAAGUCGAGACUUGGACCAGGAAUUGCUACUACCAUGGGAAUAUCCCACAGGUUUUUCAGACGUGCUCGAGUUAUUGAUGAGCUGUACGAGCACGAAAAGCAUCACGCUGGAAGAAGCUUUAGUCAAAUUACGCUCGUUAGAGGAGACCCUGGAGAGAAACGGCGGGGUGGUAACUCUCCGUGGUGCGGAUGUUCGCCAGCUGACGGCAUUGCUAACUUCGGCUACCCAGAACCAAAUUGGAGCUUUGAGACGUCGUGAGCGGCAAUUGACAGAUGAAAGAGAUGCCGCAAUCAAGUCUUUAGAGGAGGAAACGAGCAAACAGAAGGAUCUUGUUGAUGAGAUUGAAUUGUUGGCAAAAGAGAAACAUGCUAUUUCAAAUGAAAAGGAAGAGAUGGGUAGGAAACUGAAGAAGUUGAAGCACAGAAGAAAUGUGUAUGCCAAGAAAUUUCGUGAAGCUGCUUCUGGAAAGCCUGAAAAAGUCGAUUUGUCUAGAGACAAACAGGCGAAACGACACAGUAGAAAUCUUGAAAAAUGUGAGGAAUUGCUAGUGAAACAUGAUCUUGCUUUACAAGAACUGCAACGACUAGCAGAUGAACAUGUCAAAGAAGAUAAUUGUCUCAUAGCUGAGGAACAUGUCACUGAUCCGUCUGGUGUUGAUUCUGAGACUAGUGGUGAUAGUGCAUUGCCUACAUCAGUAGGUGAUUACGCUGGUCAAACUCAGAGUGAACAUUUGAAGGGUUUGGUGACAUUCUCAGAUGAUCUUGGUGAUUGUGACAGUUCAGUUUCAGAUAGAAGAUGUCAUCUUUCCAAUGCUGAGUUUGGGGUUUUUAGGGCUUUGCGAAAUUAUCAGAGCUUUAUGACUGAUAGGUUUGCUGUGACUGGUGGACAAGAUCCGGAUAGGGAAUCUGUUAUCUUGAACAAAACAGAAACUGCAAGUUGUGAUGCUCUGCCUGUGCAACGGCUGCAAAAGAAAAAACAUCAAAUACGAGAAAGCAUUCUUCCUCUUGGAUUUCCCACUGGUUGGUGGAAGAAUGACAUCUAUGGUCAAACGGUUGUCACAGCCCAUGAGUUAGACAGUCAGAAAUUAUUGGAAUUGUGUGUAGAGUUGAUGGAUGCUUCAUGUACUAUCCAGCAAUUAGAAGUUGGGUGGACAGAUUUAAGGGAGGAUGGUUGCAUACAUUUGGCACAGGCUUUGAAGAAGAACGCAUCUCUGAUAGGCAUAAGCUUGCACCAUUGUGAAAUCAACCCUGAAGGGGCUGCAGUCCUAUCAGCAGCAUUGGAUCGAUGUCUCUGUUUAAGAACUCUGAGGCUUAACUGGAACAAUGUUGGAAAUGAGGGUGUCACUCACUUUGUUCCACUUCUAAAGAGGAAUAAUCAAGUGACCAAUUUAGAGCUCUGUUGGAAUAACAUAGAUAGUCAAGGUGCUGAGUGUUUAGCAGCUGCUCUAACAGGAAACUGUUCUCUGACCAGUCUAGAUCUUUCUAACAACCAUAUUGGACCAGAAGGUGCAUGCAGGAUAGCAGAAGCUUUGCGGCAAAACAGCAGCUUAAUUGAAUUAAGUUUGAAAGGCAAUGGAAUUGGAGGUGAGGGAGCCAGAGCUAUUCUUCGAGCUGUGAGACAACAGCAGCAUCUUCAGUGCAUCAAUCUCAGUUACAAUGGCUUUGGAGAUGGAACAGCUAGUGUUCUUGCCAAUGUUCUUUUGGAUAACAAAUGUGGCCUUACUGAGAUUGAUAUAUCAGGAAACGAAAUUGAAAGUCCAGGUGUUUGCCAGCUUGCAUUGGGUUUGAAGGCCAACAAGACUCUCACCUAUCUGAGUUUGGCUGAAAACAACAUUGACGAUGCGGGUGGUAUUGAGCUUGCAGCUGUUCUGAGAGGAGGAUGUCAUCUCAAGGCUAUUGUCAUUAGUAGUAAUCAAUUAAGUGUGGAAGUUGCUGGAUUACUGAAAGACACCGAAAGGCAACAAAAUGUAACCAUCAAGCUUUGUGAGGAUCAGAGAGCCGAAUUCAGCGAUGACUGUGUUGUGUAAUGAUCACUCCAGGUGACAGAACAGUUGCAGGUUUUACCUGAUGUAGCAAUUUAUUAAUUAUGGAAUUCUAUUUGAAGUUGUGUGGUGUUAUGAUCUGUAUAUUCUCGUGAUGGUGUAGUAUCUCUAAUAGACUAACGUGUAUAGGUAAAUCUGUCAGAUGAAUUAACUUUUUUUGUUAAAAUAAAGAUAAAGCUUAUGUAGGUUUUGCUACUGUAAGUGUGCGUUUGAGUUAUGAAUCAAGUUUAGAGUAUGUUUUCUAGAGUGACUUUGUUAGGCUUAUUGCAU